This is a messenger RNA of Anoplopoma fimbria (sablefish), 1242 nucleotides long. It is a transcript of the gene dhrs7b, whose product is annotated as dehydrogenase/reductase (SDR family) member 7B. Bases 117 to 1052 code for a protein of 311 amino acids. The transcript has 7 exons. Gene Ontology annotation, molecular function: oxidoreductase activity. The record is from RefSeq and is a predicted model, not a curated record. NCBI's taxonomy places the organism in Eukaryota, Metazoa, Chordata, Actinopteri, Perciformes, Anoplopomatidae. Gene Ontology annotation, cellular component: membrane.
CGGAACUGCUCGUGCUGCUGUGUUGUCCAUCAGAACAACAACUCAGGUGAGCUCAGCUGUGCAUGAAGACUGUUAGACAGGUAGCUCGUGUGGCUCAGGCAGCCUGAUUGUGAGACAUGGAGCGCGUCAUGGGAGGAGGCGUACUUCAGCUGGUGUUAGUGAGUGCGGGGAUCUUGUUGCUUUAUCGAAUACUUGCCCGCCUCAGACCAGGAGCUGCUCUGCAGGAUGCUGUGGUCGUCAUCACGGGGGCCAGCUCUGGACUCGGGAAAGAGUGUGCUCGGGUCUUUCACGCUGCAGGCGCACGGCUGGUGCUGUGUGGACGAGAUGCAGCCCGUCUGCAGCAGGUGGUCCAGGAGCUCACAGCAAGCUCAACAAGCUCACAGCGGCAGACUUACACUCCCAGCACCGUCAUCUUCGACUUGUCCGACACAGACACAGUGGACCGAGCUGCAGAGGAGAUCCUGAAAUGUUACGGGCAAGUGGAUGUCCUCAUCAAUAACGCUGGAAUCAGUUACCGUGGCAACAUACUGGAUACCCUCCUUUCGGUGCAGCGGGAUGUUAUGGAAACAAAUUACUUUGGGCCCAUUGCUCUGACUCAAGCUCUCCUGCCCUCCAUGGUUCAGCGACGCAGCGGCCACAUCGUUGUCAUCAGCAGCGUCCAGGGCAAGAUAGCCAUUCCUUACAGAUCCGCCUAUGCCGCCUCAAAGCACGCCACCCAGGCCUACUUUGACUGCUUACGGGCCGAGAUCGAGCACUACGGGAUCCCAGUGACCGUGAUCAGUCCUGGGUACAUCCGAACCAGCCUGUCGGUGAACGCUGUCACAGGAGACGGCUCCAGUUAUGGAGUUUUGGAUAAAACCACAGCAACGGGUUGGGACCCUGAAGACGUGGCUCAGGCCGUUCUGAAGGCCGUCCGUCAGAGAAGCAAAGACGUUGUGUUGGCGGGACCUCUGCCCAAUCUGGCCAUUUAUCUCCGCACCAUGUGGCCUGCACUCUUCUUCAAACUCAUGUCCUCUCGCGCUCGCAAGGAGCAGAAACCCAAAGACGAGUGAAGCUGCAGCAGGCGACGACUACGAGGCUCAACACAAACGUUAGAGGCACAAGGACCAGAAAGUGAAAGUGACUGCUUCACAUGGAGGACAAAUGAGCAAGAGGUUUGAAUAGAUGCAGCUCCUCAGUUUAACAAACAAACCAGAAACCUGUUUGUUGUAAAAGGACGUAUGGUGAUCGACCAGACGGACC